Arabidopsis arenosa is the source of this 1082-nucleotide messenger RNA. The record is from the annotation of a GenBank genome assembly. NCBI's taxonomy places the organism in Eukaryota, Viridiplantae, Streptophyta, Magnoliopsida, Brassicales, Brassicaceae.
AGCGGCAUUGCAAGGAUGACUGAACUCAUUAAAGGGCACCCGAAGCUGCUUCGUGGUCUCAAUGUCUUCCUUCCCGAGGCUAAGAUAACCAUCCCUACCAAGGCUAACAAAGGAGCUGAUAAAGCUGGUUUCAUUGCAAAGGUGAAGGAACUCAUGAAAAACCACCGGAAUAUUCUUCUAGGUUUCAGUGUCUACCUUUCAGCUGGCACUAAGCUAACCAUCCCUCCCGAGGCUGAGAAACAUAUUGCGCCGUCUGAUAAUAACAAACGAAAACGUGCUAAGUCGAUGAUCAAGAUUGCGUCUGAUAAUACUGAUAAUAACAAAAGAAAACGUGCUAAGUGUGAUGAUCCAGAUUAUGAUCCGGAUUCUGAGAAGAAGCUUAAGAAGCGAAAGAGAAAAGGAAAGAAUGUGUCUCCACCUAAGAAAAAGGUGAAACUUAGCAAGCGCGCAAUACAUUGUAAGAAAUGUGGUCAAGCAGGGCACAAUUCUCGUUCAUGUGGUAAGAGAGCUCUUCAGGCUUGUGGAAGUAGUGGAUCGCAAAUGAAAGCAUCUCAACCUCAGCGAAAUACUUAACAAGUAGAAGAUUAGAAACAAGUGUGUGGAAUGUUUUUCUUUUUUUUUGCAUUCUUAGUAUUAAAGCUUUUGUGGCUCAUAUUUUAGUGGUUUUUUCACUAAAGAUGUGUUAAGGUUUUUGUGUGAAGUACCUGUUAGAAGAAGCAGAACUCUCAUCUUUAUUGUGUUGAUCUAUGAUUCUUUUAAGUUCUAAUGUUGAAUUACAUUACAAAUUGUCUCUCUGGUUUUUGGAUCCAUUUUACAACAUUCUUGAAGCUUGAUUGACAUGAUAUCUAGCUACCUGAGAGUGAUCAUUGUUAUAUCUCUUCAUGCUUUAUAGGAACUUAAAAUUUCGAUCAAAUUUAGAGAUCAAUGUUGGUUUCUAAUCAAUAAGUUAGUUGAUGCUUGACUUACCCAAUUUCAAGUGUAUAUCUUGUGUGUAUUGAAUAAGAGAUGGUGUUAUACAUCACCACGGUCUAAUUGAUGAAUAUUGUGAUCAUCAUUGGAAUUUAUAAAUAGUUCAAUACUAA